Dendrobium catenatum is the source of this 4032-nucleotide messenger RNA. RefSeq names its product cell division cycle 5-like protein. The record is from RefSeq and is a predicted model, not a curated record. Gene Ontology annotation, cellular component: spliceosomal complex; Prp19 complex. Gene Ontology annotation, biological process: mRNA splicing, via spliceosome. NCBI's taxonomy places the organism in Eukaryota, Viridiplantae, Streptophyta, Magnoliopsida, Asparagales, Orchidaceae. The transcript has 5 exons. Bases 287 to 3820 code for a protein of 1177 amino acids.
GCCGCUGAUUUGCUAGGUUUGCUUUUUUCACUUCUCCACUGUCCGUUGCUCGCCUCCUUCGCCUGACAGGUAGAGUUUUGAACGAGUGGCUGAAUAAUUGGAAUCCUUCGACGACGUUCCAUCCUGUCGGAUCCGAAAUCCACUCCUCCUCGCCGUUCGUCUGUUCGAUCGGAGGUAACGACGACGACGGGAGCUUGCUCUUUGCGAAGGAUUUAGCAUAAAUCCUGCAUAAAUCCUGUAUCCAAGCAGCAAAUCGGAGUAGGAGGAACAAAGAAAAGGAGACAGGAUGAGGAUUAUGAUAAAAGGAGGGGUAUGGAAGAACACUGAGGAUGAAAUUCUUAAGGCAGCGGUUAUGAAAUAUGGGAAGAACCAAUGGGCUCGGAUAUCUUCGCUUCUUGUGCGCAAGUCAGCAAAACAAUGCAAGGCCCGUUGGUACGAGUGGCUUGACCCCUCCAUUAAGAAGACAGAAUGGACCAGGGAGGAAGAUGAGAAGUUGCUUCAUCUUGCUAAGCUGAUGCCUACUCAAUGGAGAACAAUUGCUCCAAUUGUGGGACGAACACCUUCUCAAUGCCUUGAGCGCUAUGAGAAGCUUCUUGAUGCUGCUUGUGCCAAGGAUGAAAAUUACGAACCUAAUGAUGAUCCACGUAAGUUGAGACCUGGUGAGAUUGAUCCAAACCCAGAAUCUAAGCCUGCUCGCCCAGAUCCUGUAGAUAUGGAUGAAGAUGAAAAGGAAAUGCUUUCAGAAGCACGGGCUAGGUUAGCUAACACUAGGGGUAAAAAGGCAAAGAGGAAGGCAAGGGAGAAACAGCUUGAGGAAGCAAGGAGGCUUGCCUCUUUGCAGAAAAGGAGAGAACUGAAGGCAGCUGGGAUUGACAACAGGCAUAGGAGGAGGAAAAGGAAGGGUAUAGAUUAUAAUGCUGAAAUACCAUUUGAGAAGAGGCCUCCUCCAGGUUUUUUUGAUGUUUCAGGUGAGGAAAAACCUGCGGAGCAACAUAAAUUUCCGACAACUAUUGAGGAGCUGGAAGGGAAAAGAAGAGUUGAUAUAGAAACCCAAUUAAGGAGGCAAGAUGCUGCAAGGAACAAAAUCCAACAAAGGCUAGAUUCUCCUGCAGCGAUAUUACAAGCUAAUAAACUUAAUGAUCCUGCAGCGGUUAGGAAGAGGUCAAAAUUGAUGCUCCCUCCCCCACAGAUUUCGGAUCAGGAAUUGGAGGAAAUAGCAAAAAUGGGUUAUGCUAGUGAUCUUACUUCAGGAAAUGAGGAACUGGCUGAAGGCAGUGGUGCAACACGUGCCCUCGUUGCUGAUUAUUCUCAGACUCCAAGAAGGGGAAUGACACCUCUCAGAACUCCUCAAAGAACUCCGGCAGGGAAGGUAGAUGCUAUUAUGAUGGAGGCGGAGAACCUUGCACGAUUGAGGGAGUCUCAAACACCUCUUCUGGGUGGUGAGAAUCCUGAGCUGCAUCCUUCUGAUUUUUCAGGUGUUACCCCAAGGAAAAGGGAGAUGCAAACUCCUAAUCCAUUAGCAACACCAUUGUCCAGCCCUGGACCUGCGGGUCUUACUCCAAGAAUUGGCAUGACUCCAUCAAGAGAUGGACCUGGUGGAACACCAAAGUUCACUCCUUUUAGGGAUGAUCUUCACAUCAAUGAAGAUGUCGAAAUGCAGGAUAGUGCAAAGCUUGAACUGCGCAGGCAGGAAGAGAUGAGAAGAAACUUGAGAUCUGGUUUGACAAAUCUUCCGCUGCCCAAAAAUGAGUACCAAAUAGUAAUGCAACCAAUUCCAGAGGAAAAUGAAGAAAUUGAGGAAAAAAUUGAAGAAGACAUGUCUGACAAAAUAGCCAAAGACAAGGCAAGGGAACAAGCAAGAAUGGAGGCCUUAAUGAAAAAGAGGUCAAAAGUACUUCAGAGAGAGCUUCCAAGACCACCUGCGGCUUCAUUAGAACUUAUAAAAAAUUUACUGGUUAAGGGUGAUGAAGAUAAAAGCUCAUUUGUUCCUCCAACCCCAUUUGAGCAAGCUGAUGAAAUGAUAAAUAAGGAGCUUCUAUCUUUACUAGAGCAUGAUAAUGCAAAAUAUCCUUUAAAUGAAAAGUCUGACAAGGUCAAAGUCAAAGGGGUCAAGCGAGCUGAAAAUGGUAAAUCUUCAAAUUCAAUACCUGAAAUUGAAGAGUUCGAUGAGGCUGAACUGAGUGAGGCUAAUUCUUUGAUUAAGGAAGAGAUGAAGUUUCUUCGGGUGGCUAUGGGACAUGAAAAUGAGUCAUUUGAUGAUUUUGUUAAAGCUCGUGAUGCAUGCCAGGAAGAUUUAAUGUUCUUUCCGGCACGCAAUACUUAUGGCUUAGCCAGCGUUGCUGGUAGCAGUGAAAAGCUUGCAGCUCUACAGAAUGAAUUUGAGAUUGUGAAGAAGAAGAUGGAUGACGAGGCCAAGAAAGCUACACGCCUUGAACAGAAGAUUAAAGUUCUGACUCAUGGAUAUCAGAUGAGGGGUGAAAAAUUGUGGUCACAAAUAGAAGCCACAUUCAAGCUAACGGGAACAGCAUCAAUCGAGCUGGAAUGUUUCCAAGCCUUACAGAAGCAGGAACGCGCAGCAGCUUCCUACAGGAUUGAUAAUUUGAUUGAUGAAGUCAAUAAGCAGAAACAGCUUGAACGCACUCUGCAGGAUCGAUACCGGGAUCUCUUAGUUGAGGAAGAAAGAAUUCAGAGGAUGCUUGAAGAACACAAAGCACGUUUGCAAGCAGAGGAGGAAAUGGCCGCAAGUAUUCGUGCCGCCGAGGAGGAAAUGGCUGCUAGAAAGCGUGCUGAGGAGGAAACGGCUGCAAGUAUUCGUGCCGCCGAGGAGGAAAUGGCGGCUAGAAAGCGUGCUGAGGAGGAAACGGCUGCAAGUAUUCGUGCCGCCGAGGAGGAAAUGGCUGCUAGAAAGCGUGCUGAGGAGGAAACGGCUGCAAGUAUUCGUGCCGCUGAGGACGAAAUGACCGCCAGAAAGCCUGUUGAGGAGGAAAUGGCUGCAAGUAUUUGCGCCGCUGAGGACGAAAUGGCUGCAAGUAUUUGUGCUGCUGAGGACGAAAUGGCCGCUAGAAAGCGUGCUGAGGAGGAAAUGGCCGCAAGUAUUUGUGCCGCCGAGGACGAAAUGGCUGCAAGAAACCGUGCUGAGGAUGAAAUGGCUGCAAGUAUUCUUGCCGCUGAGGACGAAAUGGCCGCUAGAAAGCUUGCUGAGGACGAAAUGGCUGCAAGUAUUCAUGCCGCUGAGGACAAAAUGACUGCCAGAAAACUUGCUGGGGAGGAAAUGGCUGCAAGAAAUCAUGCCGCCGAGGACGAAAUGUCUGCAAGAAAGCAGGCUGAUGAGGAGGAAAUUGCUGCUGGAGAUCUCAUGUCUGAGGUGGAAGAAACUGUUCAAAACCAUGCAAUAGAUGCUGAAGCUGGUGCAACAAAAGAUGCAUCUGAUGCAAUAAAUCAUAUUCAUAAGCAAUUAACCCCACCAUCAGACGAAGCUCCAGCAGAAUUCGAAGAACCUGUAGAAAUCCCCGCCUCGAAUAAAAAUUCAGUACUGAAUGAUGACGAGCUUCAGAACCCAAAAGCAGCUGAGGAAGCUACAAAACAUCCCACACUCAAUGAAAAAUCAACAGAAGAUAAUCUGUCGCAGAACCAAUCUGAAAUUACAAAUCCUGAUCAAAAUGUGGAGUUCAUUUCUGAGCUAUCAGUUGAUAGGUUGCCUAACAAACAACUAGAAGUUGAAGCAGUCGCCUUAUCUGAGAGCAUUAGUGAUGGCGAGAAGAAACCUGAGAUUGAUUCUGAUGUGAAACUUCCUCCUGUUGUUAGUCCAAAUGAGCUGUGAUGAGCUUUUCUCUUGUUCGCCAUUGAUGGAGUUGAGUUCAUCCAUUUUUUCUUGUUCGCCUUUUUGCGGCAAUAGUCCUAACUCAAGCGUGGCUCGGUAUGUCUUCAUAUUCAAGCUGUACGUGUAUUUGAUUAUGUUAUAGACGACAUAAAAUAUAUCUUUCACGAUUUGUGUCCCUUAUGAAAGUGGUGGGAGGAUGGAUGGUUGAUUUA